GUCUCCGUGCUCGUGCGAAACAUCUCGUUCGACGCGCACGAGGACGACAUCCGGGAUAAGUUCCAGGCGUACGGAAACGUGCUCGACGUGUACAUGCCGAAGGAUCGCGAGACGGGACGCAAGCGAGGAUUGGCGUUCGUGAAGUACGCGAUUCAGGGUGAGGCGGACGAUGCGGUCGAAAAGGCGACCGGAAUGGACAUCAUGGGACGGGAAGUUCGAUGCGAGAUCGCGAACGAGCGAAGAAAGAACCCGGAUGAGAUGCGAGGGCGAGGCGGC
Messenger RNA from Ostreococcus lucimarinus CCE9901, 276 nucleotides. RefSeq lists its product with no specific name. The transcript has a single exon. The annotation marks the transcript as partial. Lineage: Eukaryota; Viridiplantae; Chlorophyta; Mamiellophyceae; Mamiellales; Bathycoccaceae. The record is from RefSeq and is a predicted model, not a curated record. Gene Ontology annotation, molecular function: RNA binding.